Melampsora larici-populina 98AG31 is the source of this 1896-nucleotide messenger RNA. RefSeq lists its product as uncharacterized. NCBI's taxonomy places the organism in Eukaryota, Fungi, Basidiomycota, Pucciniomycetes, Pucciniales, Melampsoraceae. The transcript is spliced from 2 exons. Bases 1 to 1896 code for a protein of 631 amino acids. The record is from RefSeq and is a predicted model, not a curated record.
AUGUCUGCACCUAAAGAUAUCGAGGACUUCAACUCUCAAGUGAAGAGGACAAGUGACAGGAUCAACGGCAACUCCGCGUCCGUGUCGAGUGCAAACGCGGCUGCUUCGACGCAAGGAGAAACCACAUCCGUAGGCUUAUCCAACAUCAACAUGACCUCCCAGACCCAAGCUGCCAUCGCUAAGGGGAAAGGAUUGAAAGGGAAGAAAGGGGGUAGCCAAUCCACUUUGUCUAAGGAUCAACCUGCGGGAUCCAGCCCUGCCCCACCGACUAUCAGCGAACCUGCGGGAUCCAGCCCUGCCCCACCGACUAUCAGCGAACCUGCGGGAGCAAACCUAGACGAUGGUCAACCCUUGUCAGGGAAGGAAACGUCCAACCCAGCCAACCCCGGCGGAGAGUCUGGAAACAAAGCAGCAUCCUCAGCAAAUAGCUCCGGAGGUUCCACCAUACCGGCGACGGCUGCCGUUUCAAGACCUCUUGUCAAUCCCGCGCAAGGUGUACCGGCACCUCUUAUUGCGGCAGAAGUGAUAAAUAAAACUGUUGUGAAUGGCACAUCAUUGCCAUCAGUUUCAUCCGCUGCUGCCCAUCCGAAGUUUAUGGCAGGUACUAGUACCAUCCUGAAUCGGAUAGACGAAUGUUUGCCUGACGCUAUUAAGACAUGGCUUCAGUCCUGUGGCUUCGAUUUGGUAGUGUUGACUCCAGGAGGUACCUCAAAGGAAACGGCAGAACCCACACCUAACACUCAGAAUGCCCCAGCAUCCCGCGGCCAGAAUGCAUCUUCCGAAGCGGCCGAAGAGUCCUUGAGUCCUGAUGUGGCAGACACCAGUCUAGCAGGUCACAAUCUUGCUGCAGCGACCUUGUCCGAGUCUGCAAGUGUGACACCAGGAUCAGCCGCGAUUCCGGCUAAACGACCGUCCACGACACAGCUUGGGCCUUUUGAUCUCACUGUUGACGAUGAUGAAGAAGUGGUCAAAGACAAACCAAACUCCAACAAAACCAUCAAGUUUAGUGAGGAAGGCAUUGAGUCUCAUGGCCUGGUUUCCUUAUCGAAGUUCUUUGCUACCAAGAUGGCGACGUUAGACGCAUACAUCCCCCUUUCCGUGUUUAACACCCAAUGGUUGAGACAAGACCUACUUCAGCAAUCUACACUCCGUAAACGUUCGGUGAAGGAGAAGUUGGAAGAUACGUACAUCGGUCUCACUGUUCCUAUCGAAUGGAAAAUGACAUUCGGUGAAUGGGUGGUUGUGUUCGACUUGUUUAUCGCUUAUCUGGAAUACUACAAGUGGAAAGAACUGGCAGUUAAAUUCAGAAGCCACAAGGAGAAUGUGUAUGCGAUCAAACGAGAAAAUUCGAACUGGCCGGUUGCAUUCCGUUACGACCUAGCUGUACGAACCGCGGUGAUGACCUUUCGUUUACCGGACGGGUCAGUCGCCAACCCUGCUAUACGAGAUGGUCGCCUUGAACGCGAAGCAGUUAGGGAAACCAAGAGGUUAAAGGACUUCUUGCCCGCCUUCAAGGAGAUUAAUCCUUAUGCGGAUGGAGAGGCCAAAGCCUUCGUAGACCCAAUCACUGGGGUAGAUAGCCGCUCUAGCGGCCUGGGAGGAAAUCAAUCCUUUAACCGACCGACGCCACGCUCUCACAGCUUCUCAAACCAUCACUCUUACAACAACUUGCCGGUGUAUGAUGGCCCAGGAGGUUCUGCGCCUAACAACUUUGACGAUAGAAGGCAAGCGUUCAGAAGUGGUCAUGCCAGAGGCCGCAGAGGAAGCUGGAACGGUGGAAACCAUGGUGCGAGGGCAGGGAGCCCUAGUCGCCGCCGGGAGAAUUGGCGAAGAGACCGUGAUGACCGUCGAGGUGAUGCAAGAGAUAAUGCUGGACCUGCUGGGAGGCAAAUGUAA